Pipistrellus kuhlii (Kuhl's pipistrelle) is the source of this 930-nucleotide messenger RNA. RefSeq names its product myosin light chain 6B (gene MYL6B). The coding region runs from base 67 to 825 and encodes 252 amino acids. Lineage: Eukaryota; Metazoa; Chordata; Mammalia; Chiroptera; Vespertilionidae. The transcript is spliced from 8 exons. Gene Ontology annotation, molecular function: structural constituent of muscle; calcium ion binding. The record is from RefSeq and is a predicted model, not a curated record. Gene Ontology annotation, cellular component: myosin II complex.
CGUCCUUAACGAGCCCGAGAACAGCGGUUCCGAGAGCCCGCGGGCGCGCGGACUACAACUCCCGGCAUGCUCUGGGGCGGCGGAGUUAACCCCUCAGGGCCCGCGGCCGCCCAGUGCCCCGCCUCCGUCCCUCACCUGGAUCCUGCAGGAGAUGGGUGCCCCCAUCGGCACACUGUCCUCUGGCCACCCGACACCAUGCCUCCCAAGAAGGAUGUUCCCGUGAAGAAACCAGCCGGACCCCCUCUCGCCAAGACUGCUCCCAAGCCGGCAGCGGGGGCUCCCCCAGCCAAGUCCAAGGCUGAGCCAGCGGCAGCGGCCCCUUCAGGCCCCGAGAAAACCUGGGAGCCCCCCAUGGAUCUCUCCAAAGUGGUGAUCCAGUUUAACAAGGACCAGCUGGAGGAGUUCAAGGAGGCCUUUGAGUUGUUUGACCGAGUGGGGGAUGGCAAGAUCCUGUACAGCCAGUGUGGAGACUUGAUGAGGGCCCUAGGCCAGAACCCCACCAACGCCGAGGUCCUCAAGAUUCUGGGGAACCCCAAGAGCGAUGAGCUGAAGUCCCGGCGUGUGGACUUCGAGACCUUCCUGCCCAUGCUCCAGGCCGUGUCCAAGAACCGCGACCAAGGCACCUACGAAGACUACCUGGAGGGGCUCCGAGUGUUCGACAAAGAAGGGAACGGCAAGGUCAUGGGAGCGGAGCUCAGACAUGUCCUCACCACCCUGGGAGAGAAGAUGACUGAAGAGGAGGUGGAGACAGUUCUAGCAGGACAUGAGGACAGCAAUGGCUGCAUCAACUAUGAAGCCUUCCUGAAGCACAUCCUCAGCGUGUGAGCUCCAGAUGCCGUGGGGUCGGACACCGGUCCUCCCGCAGGCGGAAGCAUGUUCCUACCACUAGGAGGCCACCUAUUGUUUCAAAAUAAAGACACGGUUCCUCCC